AUGACUACCUUCUACCUGACCUUCUACCUGGUACUCUCUCUCCACCUUCAACCCAUCUCAACUCAAACCAUCCAGCCUUUUUCCCCGACCACACCAAAACUCACGAUGACUUCCCACGACGUCGUAGAGCUCGCCCUCCGUAACCGCAUCGCAGAGCUUAAAGCAGAACUGCGAGAGACAAAAGUCCGCUACACGGCCCUCGAGACCAAGGCGAAAGACAACGCCAAGAAGCUUGCCGACAUCGCAUCUAUCAUUCAAAACGACAUUAUGGGGGAGACCGCCACCUAUAAGGCUAAGCCUUAG
Messenger RNA from Fusarium subglutinans, 303 nucleotides. RefSeq lists its product as uncharacterized. The coding region runs from base 1 to 303 and encodes 100 amino acids. Lineage: Eukaryota; Fungi; Ascomycota; Sordariomycetes; Hypocreales; Nectriaceae. The record is from RefSeq and is a predicted model, not a curated record. The transcript is spliced from 2 exons.